UCCCAUCCCACUGCACAUAUACGCAUGUGUUCAGGGACCUUUCUGCAAAUACGCCAGCCCGCCGUCUCCGCCCUCGUCGAGCUCACCGCAGCCGACGAGCACACAAGAACUUCGACGAGGUUUUGAUCCCUUUCAGCCUUUGCCACCGCCCGGAGCCCCAACCGGCCAUGUGCAUCGCGGCGUGGGCGUGGCAGUGCCACCCGACGCACCGCCUGCUCCUCCUCUUCAACCGCGACGAGUACCACUCCAGGCCGACGCAGCCGGCGCAGUGGUGGGCGGCGGGGGAGGAGGGCAAGGAGAUCCUCGGAGGUAGGGACGAGCUCGGCGGGGGGACCUGGAUGGGUUGCACGAGGGACGGGAAGCUGGCCUUCCUCACCAACGUGCGGGAGCCCAGGUCGCUGGUCGGGACCAAGACCAGAGGGGAGCUCCCGGUCAGGUUCCUCCAGGGCAGCCAUGGUCCACUGGAGUAUGCAGCAGAAAUUGCAAAGGAAGCAGAUCAGUACAAUGGUUUUAACCUUAUAUUGGCUGAUGUGAAUGCAGGAACCAUGGUUUACAUCUCUAAUAGACCUGGAGGUGAUCCUGUAAUUCAAACAGUUGCUCCUGGGCUUCAUGUGCUUUCCAAUGCUGCGAUUGACUCCCCUUGGCCAAAGGCACUGCGCUUAGGACAGAGUUUCAAAAGAUAUCUGGCAACACAUGAUGAUGCAGAAGCCCCUUUAAAGCAGAUGGUUGAAGAGUUGAUGAUGGAUACCAUCAAGGCUGAUAGAUCUAUGGUGCCUGAUACUGGUGUCGAUCCUGAGUGGGAAUACAAGAUAAGCUCUAUAUUCAUUGACACUGCAAAAGGACAGGCACGAUAUGGAACACGAAGCAUGGCCGCACUGGCUGCAAAAUUGGACGGUGAGGUAACCUUCUACGAGAGGUACUUGGAGAACAGCUUGUGGAAGGAGAAUUGCAUACAGUUCCAGAUGGAGAAGGCACAAUAGGACUUGAGAGGAACUUCAGAACACCUGCAAAGAUUGAUCGAUUACUUCUUCCUUUUCCUUUUCUUUAUAUUUAAAGAGUACAUCAAAUUUGAGUAAAUAUUAUCAAUUCUUAGAACGUGACGCAGAUGUGUUGCGGAGUUGCAAGCCUAACAAGAUAAGUUAUAAGGUGGCUACCAUUGAAUACCCUUUUGUGCAGAUAUACAACAGUUGUUAAUCCCUAAUCCGAAUGUAACUCCGAUAACUGAUUUAUGCAUGUUCUAUGGCCCCUUUCCAUUGUAAUUCUGAAGGACAUUGGUUCUUCGCAAUACACGGAAAAUCACUGUAUUGCAGUGUCA
Messenger RNA from Phragmites australis (common reed), 1315 nucleotides. RefSeq lists its product as uncharacterized. The record is from RefSeq and is a predicted model, not a curated record. NCBI's taxonomy places the organism in Eukaryota, Viridiplantae, Streptophyta, Magnoliopsida, Poales, Poaceae. The transcript has 5 exons. Bases 168 to 980 code for a protein of 270 amino acids.